GAAAGCAGUUGAAGGAUGGAAAGAAGCCAGAACCCUGCAAACCUAUCCUUAAGGUGGAAUAUAAAACAACUAGAGCUGGGGAGCCCUUCAUCAUUCUCUCAGGAGGCUUGUCAUAUGACACUGUAGGAAGAAGACCCUGUUUAACAGUUAUGCAUGGGAAAAGUACUGCUGUGCUAGAGAUGGAUUACUCUAUUGUUGAUUUUCUAACCCUCUGUGAAACACCAUAUCCUAAUGACUUUCAGGAACCAUAUGCUGUAGUUGUUCUUCUGGAAAAGGACUUAGUACUCAUUGACCUUGCACAAAAUGGGUACCCUAUAUUUGAGAAUCCCUAUCCUUUGACUAUACAUGAAUCUCCGGUUACCUGUUGUGAAUAUUUUGCUGAUUGUCCUGUGGACCUCAUACCUGCACUCUAUUCAGUUGGUGCUCGACAGAAACGUCAAGGUUACAGUAAGAAGGAAUGGCCUAUCAGUGGAGGCAACUGGGGUUUGAUCACUCAGAGCUACCCAGAAAUAAUUAUUACAGGGCAUGCUGAUGGGUCAAUCAAGUUUUGGGAUGCCUCAGCAAUAACGCUGCAAGUACUCUAUAAGCUAAAAACGGCCAAAGUAUUUGAAAAAUCACGGAAUAAAGAUGACAGGCCAAACACAGAUAUAGUAGAUGAAGAUCCAUAUGCUAUUCAGAUCAUCUCAUGGUGUCCAGAAAGUAGAAUGCUGUGCAUAGCUGGAGUUUCUGCACAUGUCAUUAUUUACAGGUUCAGCAAGCAGGAAGUCACAACAGAAGUCAUUCCGAUGCUGGAAGUACGUCUGCUGUAUGAAAUAAAUGAUGUUGAAUCUCCAGAUGGUGAACAGGUGCCACCUUUACCAACUCCAGGCACAGGUUCCAAUCCUCAAUCCAUUGUUCCCCAAUCUCAUCCAUCUACUAGUAGCAGUUCAUCUGAUGGACUUCGUGAUAAUGUCCCAUGUUUAAAAGUAAAAAAUUCCCCUCUCAAGCAGUCUCCAGGCUACCAAAUUGAGCUAGUUAUCCAGCUAGUGUGGGUGAGUGGAGAACCUCCUCAACAGAUAACCAGCUUAGCAGUCAACUCAGCGUAUGGCCUAGUAGUUUUUGGAAAUUGUAAUGGUAUUGCCAUGGUUGAUUACCUCCAGAAGACAGUGCUCUUGAAUCUAGGCACUAUCGAGCUGUAUGGCUCCAAUGAUCCUUAUCGCAGGGAGCCACGAUCUCCCCGAAAAACUCGGCAACCAUCUGGAGGUCUUUGUGAUAUUAAUGAAGGUACAAUGGUGCCAGAAGAUCGCUGCAAAUCACCCACUUCAGGUUCUGGUUCACCAAACAAUUCUGAUGAUGAUCAAAAAAUGAAUAAUUUUAUAGAAAAGGUGAAGACCAAAAGCAGAAAGUUUUCCAAGAUGGUAGCCAAUGACAUAGCAAAGAUGUCCAGGAAGCUAAGUUUGCCAACUGAGUUAAAGCCUGAUUUAGAUGUCAAGGACAACUCUUUCAGUCGAUCCCGGAGUUCUAGUGUAACUAGCAUUGAUAAAGAGUCACGCGAGGCAAUUUCAGCUCUUCAUUUUUGUGAGACUUUCACAAGAAAGGCUGAUACAUCACCUUCCCCAUGCCUGUGGGUUGGGACAACGCUGGGUACGGUGCUUGUCAUUGUACUAAACUUACCCCCAGGAGGAGAACAAAGACUUCUUCAGCCAGUAAUUGUUUCUCCUAGUGGAACCAUCCUGAGGCUAAAAGGGGCAAUCUUGAGAAUGGCUUUUCUGGAUACCACGGGAUCUUUGGUCCCACCAGCACAUGAACCCUGGAGAGAACACAAUGUUCCUGAAGAUAAAGAUGAAAAAGAUAAAUCAAAAAAGCGACGACCUGUCUCAGUGUCUCCCUCUUCCUCUCAGGAAAUCAGUGAAAACCAAUAUGCAGUGAUAUGUUCGGAAAAGCAAGCAAAAGUUAUCUCACUGCCGUCUCAGAACUGUAUUUAUAAGCAAAACAUAACAGAGACUUCUUUUGUUCUUCGUGGAGAUAUAGUGUCAUUGAGUAACAGUGUCUGCCUUGCCUGUUUCUGUGCCAAUGGACAUAUUAUGACUUUUAGUUUGCCAAGUUUAAGGCCAUUGUUGGAUGUGUAUUACCUGCCACUCACCAAUAUGCGGAUAGCCAGAACGUUCUGCUUUACCAAUAAUGGACAAGCACUCUAUCUUGUCUCACCAACUGAAAUACAGAGGCUCACCUACAGUCAAGAAACAUGUGAAAAUCUUCAGGAAAUGUUGGGUGAGCUCUUCACUCCUGUAGAAACACCAGAAGCACCGAACAGGGGCUUCUUUAAAGGCCUGUUUGGAGGUGGGGCACAGUCACUUGACAGAGAAGAACUCUUUGGAGAAUCAGCAUCUGGGAAGGCAUCAAGAAGUCUUGCCCAGCAUAUUCCAGGGCCUGGAGGUAUUGAAGGUGUCAAAGGAGCAGCAUCUGGUGUAGUUGGUGAACUAGCACGAGCCCGGUUGGCACUAGAUGAAAGAGGACAGAAACUAGGAGAACUGGAAGAAAAAACUGCAGCUAUGCUUUACAGUGCUGAUUCUUUCUCUAAACAUGCUCAUGAGAUGAUGUUGAAGUACAAAGACAAGAAGUGGUACCAAUUCUGAUGAUGCUCAUCAAUUACAUCUGUUUAAUUUUGUCCUGAUGAAAAAAAAUCUUGGUUUUUCAUUAAUUUUGGCAGGACCAUUGAAACUUAAAGGAGUAUUCACCAUGGGAUACUGUUGUUUCCUAGCACAAAUCACACACUGUUUUACCUCAGUCGUGGCUUUAACUGAGGAGCUUUAUAUUUAAGAAACACACACAGAAAACCAAACUUGAGUGUUUCUUAGCUGUUAGUUAGCUGAGAGUUGGAACAGAAAGUAACUGGAACAUGUG
Molecule: messenger RNA, 2883 nt
Organism: Balearica regulorum gibbericeps (East African grey crowned-crane)
Lineage: Eukaryota; Metazoa; Chordata; Aves; Gruiformes; Gruidae
Source: RefSeq, a predicted model, not a curated record